Aspergillus japonicus CBS 114.51 is the source of this 828-nucleotide messenger RNA. RefSeq lists its product as uncharacterized. The transcript is spliced from 3 exons. Lineage: Eukaryota; Fungi; Ascomycota; Eurotiomycetes; Eurotiales; Aspergillaceae. The record is from RefSeq and is a predicted model, not a curated record. The coding region runs from base 1 to 828 and encodes 275 amino acids.
AUGCUGAUGGGACUCUGCCUCGCUAGAUUCCGUUAUCGAAGUCUCCGAGGAUUGCUCUACCUUUCGCCGCCGGGGGUCGGCGGCGCGACUGGGCUGAUACUUCCGACUAUCGCGUCGGUCGCAGCUUUCCUCCCAGGCCUUGAGGACCGGGGUAUGCCUCCAUUCCUUGCCCUUCACGGCGGCCUUGGCAUCCUUCUCGGCGACCCGCAACGGGCGAGCUGGGCAAUCUCCGACCCCAAAGUGUACGGGUGGUUUAAAUCACGACACUCGCGCGCGCUCGUCAUCCACGGGAACUGGGCUCUGCAACGGAUUAGCCCCCUUCCCUUCUUCUGCGCUCUGCUGAUCGAGAGCCUGCAGAGCCUUGAGCCCAUCAUCGUCCUGCACCAUUUCUGCGGGCUGCACCCGCCGUCCGACCACCGCGACGGCGAAUUGGAAUGUCUCAGCACCAACGACGCCCAGGCGUUCAAGGGCUCCAUAUCGAACCUGACGCCGGACUUUCUCAUCGCGAUUUUGCGCAAAUUGAUCAAAGCCCUUCCGCGCCGACGGCCAGUCUUUAUGAUCCUCGACGGGAUCAAUUACUACGAGACGCACGAAUUCGGCUGGGAGACGAAGCGCCUCGUCAAGAAGCUCGUCAAGCUGCUGGGGGCUGGAGGAGCGCUGUACAAAUUGUUGAUCACGAGUACCAGCCGCGUUCUCGACAUCGGCGAGUAUUUUGAGAAUGACGAGAAACACUAUGUGCCCGUGAAACCGACACCGCGGGGGGUCGGGGCUGCGAAUCAACAGCUGAAACGGAGAUUCACUUUUGGGCGGUCGGCCAAGAGUCAAUAA